AUGCCCAGAUACGAAGAAAACGUGCGGGAUCGCCGACGGCGUUUAAGCACUUCACAUUCACCUGUUCACGCAUAUUCCAGAAGGGCUAAAGAUGAUGAUGACGAUAGUUACUGCAGGAGAUUCAAAGAUGAUCGAUCGGAUGUGAAAUACAGUAGAUGGCACUCUCGAAGCCCGACCAGAUCGCCCCGGAGAGAGCAUAGAUCCUACCGUCGAAGGAGCAGGUCCAGAGGCUACGAUGACACGACAAGACGAAGAGACAAUUCGAGGAGCAGCGCACACCAGAGACGACCGAGGAAUAGGGGUGAGUAUGAUGACGGGGAUAGGCCUUCUAAGAGUCAACGUAGCGUGUCAAGCUCAAGGGCACGAUCCCCUCCACGCCAAAGAUCGCGGAGCCUGUCUCCCAGAUUUUCCAGACGAUCGAAGAAUCCGCUCCCAUCUCAGAAAGACACCUUCUCCAAAACCCCCAUUGACGCGACAUCAAUGACUUCCACAACACUUCCAGAAAAGGAAAAACCGAACUUUGCCAACACCGGUCUUUUAGCUGCGGAGACCAACACAGUUAAAUCAACUGAUGGCUUGACCUCCGUUGUCCUUAAAUACCACGAACCUCCCGAAGCUCGAAAGCCACCUGCAAGGGAUCCGUGGCGCCUCUACGUAUUUAAAGGGGAGGACCUACUUGAAACUAUACCACUGGGAGGAAGAAGUUGUUGGUUAAUCGGGAGGGAAAGAUUGGUUGUCGACCUACCCGUCGACCAUCCAAGCUGCUCCAAACAGCACGCUGCGCUCCAGUUCCGCUAUGUUGAGAAGCGGAAUGAGUAUGGCGAUAGGGAUGGACGGGUUCGACCUUACCUGAUUGACUUGGAAAGCGCUAAUGGUUCUACUGUAAAUGGCGAACUCUCCCCCACGGGCCGUUAUAUGGAACUUAUGGAUAAAGAUGUUUUGAAAUUUGGAUUUAGCACGAGAGAAUAUGUUCUCAUGCUCCCUCCAUCCGGUCGAUGA
Paracoccidioides brasiliensis Pb18 is the source of this 999-nucleotide messenger RNA. RefSeq lists its product as uncharacterized. Gene Ontology annotation, cellular component: nucleus. Bases 1 to 999 code for a protein of 332 amino acids. The record is from RefSeq and is a predicted model, not a curated record. Gene Ontology annotation, molecular function: mRNA binding; protein binding. Gene Ontology annotation, biological process: mRNA splicing, via spliceosome; maintenance of RNA location. The transcript has a single exon.